AUGUGUGCUGAGGCUCUACCUUCACUUCACCACAACCGCCAAGAGCAGCUCAAGAACAACGCAUCUCUUGAGAAUCGAAGCAACGGGAUCACUGGAGCCUGGCCAUCGAAGCAGCACCAGUACUACAAGCAUCGCGCCUUGAGAAGAAUCCAUGGAGCUAUAAACAUCAUGGGGUGGGGAGUCCUCUUGCCGAUAGGUGCAAUCAUUGCACGAUACUUUAAAGAAUCAAGCAACGAUUGGUACAAUCUUCACAUCAUGUCCCAAUUCUCAGGGUUCAUUCUUGGCACGCUCGGAUGGGGUAUCGGGAUAACCAUCAAGAACGAACACCAUCACAUGAGCAGCCAUGGAGUUCUUGGAACUCUAAUAUUUGCAUUGGCUACUCUUCAGCCGGAUGAAGAACACGACUCCCGGAGAUAUUGGAUCAUCUAUCAUAACAUACUCGGCUAUGCCCUCAUUGUUCUCAUCAUUGUAAAUAUAUUUCAAGGUAUAGGAAAUCAGAAAACGCCCAAGACAUGGGAUUUGGUUUAUGGUGCUGUUUUGGGAGUUUUGGGUGUGAUUGCUCUAGCCCUUGAGAUUCUCAGAUGGAUAUAUGUAUAG
Salvia splendens (bonfire salvia) is the source of this 597-nucleotide messenger RNA. RefSeq names its product cytochrome b561 and DOMON domain-containing protein At3g25290-like. The transcript is spliced from 3 exons. Lineage: Eukaryota; Viridiplantae; Streptophyta; Magnoliopsida; Lamiales; Lamiaceae. Bases 1 to 597 code for a protein of 198 amino acids. The record is from RefSeq and is a predicted model, not a curated record.